AGAAACAGCGCAUGCUCAAACAGCCGGGCUGGGGCACGCCGUGUGGCGCAUGCGCACUGAAGAAACAAAGACGGCGCUGCUGAGCAGGGCGCGCGACCUAGCUGACUUUGAAGGAGGCGCAUGCGCAGUGAGGCGCAGACGGUCCGGGUACGGACUCCGUCGCUCAUAUGCGUGCCUGAUCCUGUCCUGCCAUGGAGGCCACAGCCGUGGAGGAGGGCGAGGUGACCUCUGGGAUGCAGUCCCUGGUGGUGGAGGAUGCCCCGGAGCUGGUGCCGGCUGCAGUGGAGGACAACAGGCUGGCGCUGGAAGAGGCAGAGGAGCAGGGGCAGGAGGAGGAGGCUGGGUGGUGUGUCCCCUGCAGCGACGAGGAGCUGGAGGGCCCAGAGACCUGGAUGCCGCCUCCUGAGGAGAUCAGGCGUCUCUACGAGCAGAUCGCAGCCGAGGGUACCCUGCCGCUCCAGGCCGAGAUCCUGCCCCGCAGGGCCCCCACCCCUGAGCCCGACAGCGAGGAGGAGGAGAGGUCCGAUGGGCAGCCUGAGAGUGAAGAGGAGGAGGAGGAGAACUCUCUCUGCUCCAGGCCCCACGUCCCGACCGAGUUUGACUUUGACGAUGAGCCUGUGACGCCCAAGAACUCCCUGAUUGAUCGCAGGAGAACACCAGGUAGGAACAGAGCUGGGGAGAGAACUCAGGAGUCCUGACUCCC
Messenger RNA from Chelonoidis abingdonii (Abingdon island giant tortoise), 703 nucleotides. The record is from RefSeq and is a predicted model, not a curated record. Lineage: Eukaryota; Metazoa; Chordata; Testudines; Testudinidae.